AACAAAAACAAAACAAACAAACAAAAACCUGUGGGAGAGGGGCAAAGCCAGGACAAAAACCUAGACAUCCUGACUCCAACUAUCUGCCCUAGGAAUAAUGAAAGUGUUUGGAUUCUGUAGUUUGUUCCUGGAUUAAAUAAUAUUCUUUUCAAAACAACAACAACAAAAAAAUACUUUAUGACUGCCUUGCUCAAAUCCUUUCCGAAACAAGGUACCUCAGCUUCCUUGUAAAACAGGGAGCAAAAUGUCCAGCUUACAGGGUUCCUUGCAGGAUCAAAGGCAUAAUAUGAAUGAAAGUGCUUUGUAAUAUACAGUGUUCGGCAGACAUUUAUUAAUGGUUAGAAACCACCAGACUGCCUCUUGCACUUAUAGAUUAGGCUCUCCCACUCAUCUGACCUGACCUCUUUAUUCCACUUUCCACUCAUUUUCUCCGUCCCUCCUCUUCUAACAUACAGAGGAAGUGGGAGGUGAAAAGAGCACGUGCGUCCAACGCCUGGCUUAAACGUGGCUUUGGGUAGCGCGCAGGUUUUGCCAUUCCGGAGUUGCUGAGAGAUGCUUCUUGCCCAGAACUACAUUUCCCAGCAACCCUCCCGUGGUAUCGGCGGCAACGAGGCGCAUGCGUCUAUUGCCGCCCCGCCUGGUCUCGGGGCCGCACCUCCGAACCGGUUUCGCCCCGCGGAGCCGGCAGCUUAAAGUGCGGCGGCUGCGUUCCUCGCCCGCCGCUGCUCCCGAGCCGUAGCGGUCUCAGGUGCACCUCAGCUCGGGUCAGUGCCAUGAUCCGGCAGGAGCUCUCCACAUCCUACCAGGAGCUGAGUGAGGAGUUGGAUCAGGUGGUUGAGAACUCAGAGCGGACGGACGGGCAGGAAAAGGAGACAGACGGAGUCCAAGGUCCAGGAGUCUUACCAGCCCUGGACAGCGAGUCCGCCUCUAGCAGCAUCCGCUUCAGCAAGGCCUGCCUGAAGAACGUCUUCUCCGUCCUGCUCAUCCUCAUCUACCUGCUGCUCAUGGCCGUGGCCGUCUUCCUGGUCUACCAGACCAUCACAGACUUCCGAGAGAAGCUCAAGCACCCCGUCAUGUCGGUGUCUUACAAGGAGGUGGAUCGCUAUGACGCCCCAGGGAUUGCUCUGUACCCGGGUCAGGCCCAGCUACUCAGCUGCAAGCACUAUUACGAGGUCAUUCCGCCUCUGAGGAGCCCGGGCCAGCCGGGUGACAUGGACUGCACCACCCAGAGGAUCAACUACACGGACCCUUUCUCCAACCAGACCCUGAAAUCCGCCCUGAUUGUGCAGGGGCCCCGCGAGGUGAAGAAGCGCGAGCUGGUCUUCCUCCAGUUCCGCCUGAACGAGAGCAGCGAGGACUUCAGCGCCAUCGAUUACCUCCUCUUCUCGUCCUUCGGGGAGUUCCUGCGCAGCCCAGACAGGGUGGGCUUCAUGCAGGCCUGCGAGAGCGCCUAUUCCAGCUGGAAGUUUUCCGGGGGCUUCCGCACGUGGGUCAAGAUGUCCCUGGUGAAGACGAAGGAAGAGGACGGGCGGGAGGCGGUGGAGUUCCGGCAGGAGACCAGCGUGGUCAACUACAAUGACCAGAGGCCAGCCGCCGAAAGGAGCGCUCAGUUGUUUUUUGUCGUCUUUGAAUGGAAAGAUCCUUUCAUCCAGAAAGUCCAAGAUAUAAUCACCGCCAAUCCUUGGAACACAAUCGCCCUUCUCUGUGGGGCCUUCCUGGCCUUGUUUAAAGCAGCAGAGUUUGCCAAACUGAGUGUGAAGUGGAUGAUCAAAAUUAGGAAGAGAUACCUUAAAAAAAGAGGUCAGGCAGCAAACCACAUAAGCUGAGGUGGCCUCGUGGUGUUGGUAGAACUGCCCCCGGCAAUGGACGUUCUCGUCAUUUCUGUGUUGGUAAACGGAGCGGCCAGCGGCCCUGUGCCCACCUGCCACGGCCUCGCUGGGAGGACCAGCCUGCCAGACUGCAGCUUCUCACCUGGCCCCGAAAGAGGAUGUUUAGAGCCUAAUGGAGCAGAUCCAGUGGAUAACCUACAACCUAUUUAAGUAUUUAAAUUAUUAAUGAACAUUUUUGGACAUAUGACUAGGGAUUGUGGAAGACAGAAUUAGAUACGUCUCAGGUUUUCUGAAGGUUUGUGAAGCUGCCUUACUUGGUUUGGUGUAUAGUUAAGCUCUAACAGGAUAAUCCAGGCUCUACACUUCACCUUAGUCCCCCCCCCCCACCACCACCCCGAGGUUUUUAUAAAGUGGACAGAGAGUGUGAUUUUUUCCCCCCAAAUCCUGAGGCUGCAGAUGCGCAGGUUCUAUGUUGAGCCCUCUGCACCCCGUACCCAAGGGCAGAAUCCGUUGUCUCCGGCGUCACCAGCCAGUUCCAUCAUCCAGCCUCUGACACGUUCUCUCAUUUGUUAAAUUUUAAAUGGGACUUUUGUAAAGCUUCUAGAAAGUAGUGCUAAGAUAUCUUGAGGAUUGACUGGCCACUUACGUGUCUGGCUCGAGUAUCUGUUGAGGCGGGUAUGAGCGCGCAGUGAUUAACAUGCAGAAGCCCUGGGACAUGUGUGCAGAGGAGGUGCCUACUCAGUGUAUUUUGAUGAUUUUAUUAACAGGUAAAUAAAAGUUAGGUUAAUGCAAAAGGAGUCAGUGUGCCAGUAUGAGUCUACUCGAUCGGCAGGCACCAGUACGCUUUCAUUCUGUGACCUCCAAGCGAGUGGCCUCAUGAGCUCGGACUCCCCAGGUGGACAAUCUGGACUCCCAAGUUACGUCAUGACUGUGUCCAAGGAAAGGCAGGUGGGCCCAGUGGGGAAGAGUGACAGAUGUACUCCCCUGAAUAAGCUGUGCUCUGUUCCUGCCCUACCAAAGCACCCAUCUGAGAAAGGGGCACUCAGCGUGACCUUCAAAGCCUUCAGCCUAGCUUUUGACAGAGGUGUUCUGGAAAACCGAUGUAGUUUGGUGGGUUGCUGCAGCGGUCGUGUGUGUCGUAUGAACGUAACGUAAGGGCAGCAGGCUGCUUCUGGAUGCCUCAGAGCUUGGAGCUGGAAAAAGCAAAGACAACAUAGGCAAAAUACAAACAUAGACUUUAUUAAAUGCUGCUCAAUCCCCCAGUGAAGAUCUUUCAUUACAAAACAGUUCUCCACACAACUGCAAGUAGAGAUUGGAAUGGUACUCAUAACAAAAGGUGUGAGAAAUACUUGACCAAGUGAAAACAUACAAGACCUUUCUAGAGUCAAGAACUCUACAGGGGAAGCCUACUGCGGUUCCUUUAAAUAAAGCCAGGCAGUGACAGUGAGCGCUCUGCGUCACCACAUUGUGGGACUCAAAGCCUCCUUCCCUGGGGCAGGAGGGACUGGAGGAAGGGCAGGGUGUGAGGACUGGAAAGGUCCUGCCUUCAGCCUUUGCGAGAAAGAGGAGGAAUGAACUGAGAGGCAGGCUCGGUGCUCACCUGCGGUGCCUCCGUGAAUCUGGGCUCGCCACCCUGGGGAGUUGCAGAUGAAGGGGGAUAUUCAUGAGGAACAACCUGAAGAAUUUGGUUUACUUUCCCGGUUUUUAUUUAUAUUUUGUGCUUUAAAAAGUCUGGAGAUUUAAGUUUCUGCUCAAAUUCCAGAGUGCAGUAAUAUCUCUAAUGAAGGCAGGCUUAGGGCAGGUAACUCCCCCCAUCAUAUUUCUGGGAGCAACAAAGAGAAGGGUAAGGAUUACACCUUAGUUUUGUUUUAGGAAAUAGUCUUUUUCCCAGGAUGUAACUAAGGUCUGCAGCAAUGUGAAAAGCACAUUAUAAAAGGGAAAAA
This is a messenger RNA of Mustela erminea (ermine), 3772 nucleotides long. RefSeq names its product proton activated chloride channel 1 (gene PACC1). Lineage: Eukaryota; Metazoa; Chordata; Mammalia; Carnivora; Mustelidae. Gene Ontology annotation, cellular component: cell surface. The coding region runs from base 774 to 1826 and encodes 350 amino acids. The record is from RefSeq and is a predicted model, not a curated record. The transcript has 9 exons.